AUGAUUACCGACAAUGAGCUCCACCGUCUCGCCGUCUUUCUCGGCUCCUGCGCAAUGAUGUUGAUCGUCCUUUACCACUUCCUAGAAGUCAACGCCAAAGAAGACGAAGAUGAGGCUGCCACUACACUCAAGAGCUCUAAGGGCGGCCCCACAGAUUCUCGCACAGCAGCUACUACGGCGACCGCGGGCGGUUCUUUAUUUGUUAUCGUGACGGAUUAUUGA
Molecule: messenger RNA, 222 nt
Organism: Aspergillus mulundensis
Lineage: Eukaryota; Fungi; Ascomycota; Eurotiomycetes; Eurotiales; Aspergillaceae
Product: dolichyl-diphosphooligosaccharide--protein glycosyltransferase subunit 4
Exons: 2
Coding region: 1-222 (73 amino acids)
Cellular component (GO): oligosaccharyltransferase complex
Source: RefSeq, a predicted model, not a curated record